UAUUAAAUUAAUUCUAUUUAAAUACAAGGAAUCAUUAAACUUAUCAAUAAUUGAAUUAAGUUUUAAAUACAACUAUAAAAAAAUGUCUCAAUCUGCGAUUUUUAAAUAUAGUGUCAAAAAUUAUUUUACUAAAAGAUUAAUAAGUCCUUCUAAAUGUUUAAGAAAUGGGUAUGUAUUUAGAAACCAAAGUUCAAAAAGUACAAAAACUAAAACAGCUAGUUCAGUGUACGGGACUAUGAAGAUUUUUGAUAGAAAUGCGAAAAUCUUACAAAAAGAACGCGCGGCGCAAAGAGAAGAUUAUCAUUUGGCAGAAUAUAUAAAAGAAGAGAUCGGUUGGAGGACUGCUGAUAGAGUCUUUGAUGUAAAAAGAACUUUUAAAAAUGCAGUUGAGUUAGGGGCAGGCAGAGGCUACGUUUCCCGCCACUUUCUACCUGACAGUGUGGAGAAGGUCACACUGUGUGACACAUCACAGACUCAUCUGGACAAAGCUAUCAUUGGUGAUGGAGUUAAAUAUGAAAAGGUUGUUAUGGAUGAAGAGAAUUUGGAUUUCCCAGAGGACAGUGUGGACCUGCUGGUGUCGUCAUUAGCGCUGCACUGGGUCAACGACCUGCCGGGAUGUUUCGACCGUGUCAUGCGCUGCCUCAAGCCCGAUGGGGUGUUCCUGGCGAGCGUGUUCGGCGGCGGCACGCUGGUGGAGCUGCGGCAGGCGCUGCAGCUGGCGGAGACGGAGCGGCGCGGGGGCGUAGCGCCGCACGUCUCGCCCUUCACACACGUGCAGGACAUCGGGGGGCUGCUCACCGCGGCGGGGUUCACGCUGCAGACGGUGGACGUGGAGGCGGUGACGGUGUGGUUCCCGAGCUCGUGGCAUGUGAUGAGAGACGUGCGGGCGCUGGGAGAAGGUAACGCGGCGCUGGCUCGGCCGCCGCACUUGUCGCGCGAGCUGCAGUUCGCCGCCGCCGCGCUCUACGACGAGAUGUACGGCAAGGACUUCCCGGAGAGGGGGAGCCGCGGAGUGCCGGCCACCUUCCAGAUCAUAAACUGGGUGGGGUGGAAGCCGCACCCCUCGCAGCCCGCGCCGCUCCCCCGGGGCUCCGGCGAGGUCUCCCUCAAGGACCUGCACCGACUGGAGGAGAUCACCAAACAAACCCACAAGAUACAACUCCACACUGAUGAUGUCAAUAAUAUCAAAUAA
Papilio machaon (common yellow swallowtail) is the source of this 1192-nucleotide messenger RNA. RefSeq names its product arginine-hydroxylase NDUFAF5, mitochondrial. Gene Ontology annotation, biological process: mitochondrial respiratory chain complex I assembly. Gene Ontology annotation, molecular function: S-adenosylmethionine-dependent methyltransferase activity. The coding region runs from base 83 to 1192 and encodes 369 amino acids. The record is from RefSeq and is a predicted model, not a curated record. The transcript is spliced from 6 exons. Gene Ontology annotation, cellular component: mitochondrion. Lineage: Eukaryota; Metazoa; Arthropoda; Insecta; Lepidoptera; Papilionidae.